Coregonus sp. 'balchen' is the source of this 1491-nucleotide messenger RNA. Lineage: Eukaryota; Metazoa; Chordata; Actinopteri; Salmoniformes; Salmonidae. The record is from the annotation of a GenBank genome assembly.
GCAUGGAAAGUAUCUCAGAGAAAACAGUUUGGGAUGGAUUAGGCCACUCCUCUCUGACGUCCGCGACGGCAGGAAGAAACAACCUCACUUCCUCCCUCUUCUUCGACUUCACGUCCCUCAACAGUUCUCAUGGAGGGGUGGGGUCCUUCUACGGGAUUAUCCCAGAGAACACCUCAACCACCACGCCCCAUGCCUUACCCCAGCCCAGGGUGAGGGAUCUGGGCCUGGCCCGGGCCGAGAUAGGGGUGCUGGGCCUGGUGCUGGCCCUGACUACCCUGGGAAACGGCUUUGUACUGUGGGUGCUGCUCCGCAGGAGGAAACAAAACGCUCCCAUGCACCUGUUCAUGGUCAACCUGUGUCUGGCUGACCUGGUGGUGGCACUGUUCCAGGUGAGACUGACACCUCAGAGUAUGGAGUCGACUCCAGUUUUCUUGAGAUUGAUCCCAACCCUGUUCUGGUUGCUAGGCACCACAUUGGUGUACUGUAAUCAACAUCAGUAGCCUAUGAGUGAUCUAUGUAAUGAUGACAUACUGUAUGGUGCAGCAAGCUAGGGUGACCCCUCUAGCAUGUUUACUAAUGGCUUUGAUUACAACAGUAUGAAUGAGUCAACUAUUCCCAACCCCUCUAAUGCGCUGACAUACUGGCACCCUUAUGUAUUGAGUGUGGACCUGUCAAGUAAGCACACACUCGCCCACCAUUGUGUGGUGGACUGGGCGCAGUUCUCAAAACACAAUGGAAAUGGCCUGAGCAUUCAAAUAAAUAUUAUUUUUAUUCCAUUGCUUUAGGAGCUAGUCUACUCUGUUUCUAUGUCCACACUAGCAUCAUGUAUUGAUUCAUGGAUUCUAAGUAGUAUGCUAGUAUCUAACAUAGCCAAGUUUAAUAUCCUCCUGUUUCCUGUCCGUCCCUCAGGUGCUUCCCCAGCUGGUGUGGGACAUCACAGAAAGGUUCCAGGGGCCAGAUUUUCUGUGUCGCUCAGUAAAGUACCUGCAGAUCGUAGGGAUGUUUGCGUCCUCCUAUAUGAUCGUUGCCAUGACGGUAGAUCGGCACUAUGCCAUCUGUUGCCCACUGCAGGCCUACCGUGGUGGGUCCGUGUCACGCUGGAACACCCCUAUCAUGACGGCCUGGGGCCUGGCCAUACUGCUCUCCAUACCACAGGUAGGAACACUAUCACUGCCUUCUGACCCUAAUCCUGACCCUAACCCCGACCCUUACCCUAUCAUGACGGCCUGGGGCCUGGCCCUACUGUUCUCCAAACCACAGGUAGGUACUGUAUGGGACACUAAACCUAACCCUAGCUUCAUGUCCACAUCCCAGCUCAACCCUAACCCUAGCUUCAUGUCCACAUCCCAGCUCAACCCUAACCUUAGCCUCAACCCUAACCCUAGCUUCAUGUCCACAUCCCAGCUCAGCCCUAACCUUAGCCUCAACCCUAACCCUAGCUUCAUGUCCACAUCCCAGCUCAACCCUAACCUCAACCCUAACUAUAGCUUC